AUGAAUACUCAUACUACUUUUGUUGGUCAAAUUCCUUUGUCUCGUGGUGAGAAAGGACAUGAUUCUGUGAUUUGCCGGAAGAAGAAGCAUGAGGGAGGUGAUGGUAUCUUGCUUCAGAGUGAAGGUAAGAGACAUGAUAAGGGGAUUUAUGAGGUGGAGAAUAGGGAUACUGGGAGGGAUGAGAUGAUUGAGGUUCAUAGAAACAAAGGUAAAAUGCCUCUUAGAUAG
Messenger RNA from Ilex paraguariensis (yerba mate), 228 nucleotides. NCBI's taxonomy places the organism in Eukaryota, Viridiplantae, Streptophyta, Magnoliopsida, Aquifoliales, Aquifoliaceae. The record is from the annotation of a GenBank genome assembly.